AUGUCUAUCGAACGAUUACAAAACGACGAAUUCCCUCCUAAGCCAUGGAACGUCCCUGCCGUCAAGGUUCCAGGACCCAUCAUCUUCCUCGCUGGUCAGACCGCUAAAGGUGACAUCAAGACGGCUACCCAAACCUCUUUGGACAACUUGGCCAAGGUCGCUGCCAUCGGUGGAUCAGGCCCUGAAAAGUUCGUCAAGGUCAACGUAUGGCUCAAGGACAUGGGUGACUUCAACGCCAUGAACGAAGUCUACAUCAAAUUCUUCGGCUCCAACCCCCCUCCUCGAUCAUGUAUGCAAGUUGGUAAGCUCCCAGGUGGUGACGAAGUUGUCAUUGAGAUCGAAGCUAUUGCCCAAGCUUAA
Molecule: messenger RNA, 360 nt
Organism: Kwoniella botswanensis
Lineage: Eukaryota; Fungi; Basidiomycota; Tremellomycetes; Tremellales; Cryptococcaceae
Exons: 3
Coding region: 1-360 (119 amino acids)
Cellular component (GO): mitochondrion; cytosol
Molecular function (GO): deaminase activity
Source: RefSeq, a predicted model, not a curated record